AUCUCAUUUCCGAUUCGUUUGUCCAGACAUAUUUGUUAAAAUAGUGCCUUCCACUGGUGGUAAUCAAAGGUAUCAAUAAUGCCUAAAGAAUGGAAUGGUCCAUCAGACUACUUUGCUGCUGGGUUGUUUGGAAAUCAAAGCAGGAAAGCAAUAUUUCGAUCGGUCCUUACACCUGAAGGACAUGCUCGGGGGUUCAGUGCUAUGGAAUUUGAGGAAGCUGCAGAUUUAUCAUUGAAGAAAGAAAAACCUGUUAAUUUUGGAAGUAGAGAAAAGAGUUCUUAUUCAUCAUCCUAUGGACUAGAUGAAACCAUAGACUUAAGUACCAAAUGGCGAGCACCCCCACCUUCAGAAAGAAAAUUAGGUGGCUCAAUCAGCUCAACAUUUGCACAGCCAGCCUCAGCCUCUAAUACCUCAGAGUCUGGCUGCAUAGAGAGGACACACGACAACAAAAGGAGCAAGUCAAGCCAUCAUGUACGUAUGCUGCCGCGAAAGAGACUCUGUGUCUCUGACCAGCAGCAAAAUAGUGCCAGCAGUUGUUCAUCACCUGAUGUCAUAGUACUCUCGGAUGAAGAAAAGCCUCGUCUGAAUGGUCAUUUGAAUGGGUAUGAAAGUGAUUCGAAAAAUUCUGACUCUGAGGUUUUGGAGAUGCCUCCUCUACCACCUGAAAAAAGAUGGAAUCCGGAAGAACUGAAAGAAAAACAAAGGAUUCUGCGUGAGCUUCGAGAUGAACUGAGGAGUGAAGAAAUGAAAUUAGUCCUCUUAAAAAAGCUACACCAAAGUCAAAUGAUUAAAGAGAACUUAAUAAAUCAAGCAGCUGCAGCAAUGGCAGGUAAAAUGGUUCCUACAGCAAACAGAGGUGCCUCCAGUGCCGCUCCACCACCACUUGUACGUAGUGGCCAAGUUCCACAGACUCAGAAUAAAAUGUUGAGUCAACAGUUGUCACACCAGUCAUCAAUGCUAAAUUCACCUCUGAUGUGCAGUCAAAAUGCUCAUGGUGGUCCUCCGCCACUUAUUGGACAAAGAGCGAGCAGCACCAGUGCAAGUUCCACAGUGUCUUCUAAUAUGAUAGCUGGAAUGAUGAGACCCAGUCAUAAUUCUGUCUCUCGAACUCCAGUUACAACACCUCCAAAUAUGGUGAUGGGUUACAAUCUGCAUAAUAUGCAACAGCCUGUUCCAAGUAAUCAACAUCAGAUACCUAUGACUCAGGCUACACCUCAAGCUUGUCCAUCACCAUCUUCAACAAUACAACAAUCUCAGUUAGAAAGAUUAGAUAACCAGACUCCAGCUCAAAGGCAAGCAGCUGCAAAAUUAGCAUUACGAAAACAAUUGGAGAAAACUCUUUUACAAAUUCCACCUCCUAAACCACCUCCACCAGAAAUGCAUUUUGUUCCAAAUGCUAACAAUCAAGAAUUUAUUUGUCUGCUGGGACUUGAAAAGGUUGUUGAUUUCAUAACAGAGGAUCCAAACAUCAAUCGUCCUCCACCAGAGCCUUUUGAAUGUGUUCAGUGCGGUACUGAUUUUAGCCCAGUAUGGAAGUGGCAAGAUGCAGGCCGAUCUCGUAUGCACAAGCCUUCAGUUAUUUGUGAAACAUGUGUUACAUCAAAUAUCAAGAAAGCUUUAAAAGCAGAGCACACAAAUCGUUUAAAAACUGCUUUUGUGAAAGCCUUGCAACAGGAGCAAGAGAUAGAACAGCGAAUGUCCCAAGCCAUGCCAAGUCCUCCUCCUAUUGGCAUUUCUCCUACUCAUACCCCUUGUUCUACUCCUACCCCUGCUAUUGUUACAUCAAGUGGACCUUCAAUACCAACACCUCCUGCACCACACAGUCCGGUGCAUGGUCUUAUGUCUAAAAUGGGUUCUAGCAGCAGUGGGAAUAAUUCUCAGGCUGCCAUGGUAAACUCUGCUUCAUUAUUACAGCACUUACCAAAGUUGAGUGCAGCUCAUCAGUCUCUUCUCCAUGCACAGGCACAACAGUUGCAACAUUUUGCACAGACAAUGCCCCAACCUCAACCAGCCCACAUGUUGCCAUUUGCUCCAUUACUGGCUGCUCAGGCAUAUUCAUAUCAGCUUCUUGGUAAAUCUCCUAUGAGCUCUGCAGAAUUACAACGCCAGUAUUUGCUGGACAUGAUCCCACCGCGGUCACUUCCUCAAGGUUCCAUCAACUGGAAGACAUGAUCUUUUUGUACAUAGUGUAGCAGCAAUUUUUGUUUAUGUAGAGUUGCGAGCCUAUCCCUUUGCAUGGCUUUUAUUAUAUGACACAUGUAAAUUUUGCAUGUGUAUGUGUUAAAUCAUGAAGAAUCUCCGGUGACUUCUAAUCAGGCGUAGCCAAGAGGGAUGCUCGAAUCUGUAAAUUUACAUUGCAUUUCAAAGAAAGUUUCCAGUAUUCUGUGUGAUGGUUUGAAGAGAAGUGAUAAAAAAAAAUUAUUUAAUACAAGCCAAGAUUUUUCUUAGUAACAUAUUUGCAGCUUCCUUAUGCAUUUUCCAUGGGUGCACUAAUAGGAGUGUUUUGCUGUAGCUAAUUUUGAAAAAUGAAGCCAAAUUAUUUUUUUUUUUUAAAUUUGUUCUUAAUGGUUAAGUGAUUAAUGAAUAAAUAAGACCAGUGGCAUCUUGCAAAGGGAAAACGAAAAAUAUAUUUGUGUACAGUGAAGAACUAUGGCUAUAUUCAUAUGUGUAUUAUUUAUUAUUGCAGCAUUUUCCUUUAAACAUAAGUGUGAUGGUCACAAGUCAUUUUCUUUCGUUUGUUAAGUGAUAAUAAAUGUUUUUUUUUUUUUAAUAUAUAUAUAUAUCAGUUCAUAUUAGUGUUUCCUCUGUACUAUUCAGAAGCAAAAUACUGCCAUUAUCUAAUAUUUUUAAAUAAAUAAAUUGAGAAAUGUGAGCAUUAAAUUUUCUUAUGCCUUUAUUUGUCAUUUUUUGAAAAGGUUGAACUGUGAUGAACUCUCUGAUCUAAUAUAUUGCACACACUUAAGUCUGGUUUCUUUGAACUGAGCUUUAUGUAUUUGUUCUAUGGAGCAAAGUGAAGUUUAGGCCAAGGUUUGUUAAACAUACUGUUACCUACCAUGCUCAGGGUGUUAUUUACUUCAGGAUUUUAAAACAUCGAAUGUUAGCUAAAACAAUCAUUAAUCAAUUGUUAAGUCUUAAUUCCUUUUUGAUAAUAAAAAACUUAGAUCCUAAAAGUUAAAUUAAAAAAAAAAAAAAUUGCAAUAGAGUAUCAUGAAGUUUUCUUUCAAACUACCAGAAACAAAGUAUCAGGUACGGAUGAAUAUUCAAUCAAAGAUCUAGUUCUAAAAUAUCUUUAUAUUCACUUAAGUGAUUUUUUACCGUAUUAGCUUCACUUAUAAAAUUAUACCGUAACUUUUGGCAUAAAUUCAGUAUAUUGAUUUUGUUUUGAAAUGGAUUAAAUCAAAGAAAAAUGAUAUAGAAUGUAAAUUUAUGGGUAUGAAAAAAUUCAGGUAUUUGAACUGGUUUAAACUAUAGAUUGUUUUUAUUCAAAGAAGCAAAAAGGAUAAAAAUUUUCCUAAAGGUAUUUCUAAUGUUAGAAAUAAUUACUGUUAAGAUUGAUCUAUCAUUGUAAUAUAAACAAAGCUGAUAAUAGUAUCGUUUGAAAAAUUAGGUUUUUAUCCUAUAAUAGACACCCAUCCUGCCCGCACAUUAAUACUUAAUAAUAAAAUGUUAUUUUGUUGUGCAGUUUUUGCUGUUAAUUAUGCUCAAGCAUUAUAAAAUUGUUGUUGAAAAAAUUUUUUCAUUGAAUUUGUUUAAGUCAAAUAUAAUCUGUAAAAGGUCAUUAGUGAAGUAUUUAGUGGUAUAUUGCACACUACAGGCAUCUACCUCCUCAAUAUUUAAUGUUAUUCUUAAAGCAGACUUAAAGUUUUACAAUUAGAAAUAAAUUAGAACAUAGUAUAUUUUUGAAUUGUAAAUACUAUUUCAAUUGAACCACCUCAUGAAUCUGCUCAUUUUGUGUUAUGGAUUCGUGAAUGUUUUUCAUGAACUAUACUUUGAUAAUAAGAAAAGAGCAAUUGGCAGAGCCAGAUUGCAUGAUUUGUUGUCUGUAUGUGCAUUUUAAAAAAGUGUUUAUUUGGUAAAUUUUUCUUUCAAUCCAUGUAAAAUUUCCUUGUAAAUUACUGUAUCUGUUUUAUGAUGUUACAUUGCUGCAUCAUUUAAUAUUGUAUGUGUACAGAUAUUUAUAUAAAUAAUUUAAGAUUUAUAUAUUAAAAUAAAAUCAUUUAGACAUUCUUUUGUAAAUAUUUUAAUUUGUAUGAGCAUUAAUAAUUGGAAAAUUGUUGUUUCCACCACAUUUAAAUAAAUAGCACAACUUUCAUUUAUUGGAAAUUUUGUUUAAUUUACAUAAAAUGAGCUAUUAUUCCAAAGCAAAUUGUUGCAUCUAAACUUUGUUAUUAUUUUAGUUUAAAUUAAGCCUUUUAGUUUCUUUUAUGUGAAUGCUAAUGCCUAGAUUCUUGUGUUGCUACUAUUGUAAAUAUCCAACCUAUUAUUUAAAGUGCUAGAGAUAGGGAAAAAAAAAGCUUUAUUUGAGUGUUUAUGAAAAAGCGUUUGGUGUAAGUAUCAAAUGUUGCUUCAAAUUCUUAUCAUUGCAAAAGGCUUAUAAUUAGACGUUUCUGAAGUAUUUCAGAAUGGGAACAUUUUUUUUAAAUAAAUGUCACUGAGGUGCAGCAUGUUAUUUUCAUUUUUUUGUAUGGUUCAUUACUGCCUGAACUCAGUCAUUAUUACUAUUAUGAACUGUAUUUGAUUGUGUGCAAUAAUUUUUUUUUUUUUUUCUUUCUUUCUUGUUUUCUGUGUUUGCAAUCUUUGAAAACAUGUCCGAUUUCUUUCCCAUUUGCUUAUUUCAUUAUGGAUCUUGUUGACAGUGGUGUAGCUUAUUGGUUUUGAAGCCUUUUUGGGGGUGGGCACGAAAGGGAAUCUUUUUUUUUUAAUUAUAUGCAUAUUUCACUGGUUUGGUAUAAAAAAUUCAAAACAAACACGGAUAAUUUCUAUUUACCUUAUAGUAAAUACAAAUAAAAUGUUAAUUAAUGACACUUUUUACUAAUAUAAAUUUGUUUUUACAUUGGGAAACAGUCUGCCCUUUCCUAAGGAACACUGCCUCUUUUCAUAUAACACAGUGAUAAACUGCUAAAAGAGGGAUACAGCCAACCUGUUCUUUCAUUGCAAAUUCAGCCUGAGACAAAUUGUAUGUGUUCAAUAGUUCUUAGAACUGUCAGCUAUAAUUAAGCUCUAAAAUAUAAUAUAUUUCCUUUUUUAGUUGCUGUCAUGAAUUUUAAGCAGUUUUUAAUUAUAUUCAUUUACUGAAUUAAUAAUCAAACAUAACACAAAGGUAACCUCAAUUAGAUUUUGUAAUAUGUUAUAUAGAAAUAUGGGCUAAAUAAGCAAUGUUAUAUCAUUGAGUAUAUAAAAAAUGCACUCUCUCAUUUCUUAACUUUUGAUGAUAAAUGUCUACUAAUGGUGAUUCAAGUUGGGGUGGGGGCGAGGAAAAGUGUUAAAAGAGUGAAAUUGCCUUUUAAUAAAAGUAUAAGAAAACAAAAUUAUAGUAAAGAGAAUUAUAUUUUAUUUUGAUGUGAAAGGAAGAAGCCUCUAAGCUUACUUGUACUUUCCUUGGAAUAUUAAUUUUCUCUCCCCCCCCCUACACACACAUUAGCUACACCACUGAUAACAAAACAAAGGUUUUAAAAACAAUGCACAAUGUAUAUGAAUGAUUUGAAAAACGUAUCAAGUGCUCAGGUGAAUGGCUUCCAUUUCAGGUAAUAUAUUCUGCCUCAUUGGCAGCACAUUGUAUAAUAAACUAAUGCUUUUGCUGAAGCUAAAUUGUAAUUUUAUGUCCUUCGGCUGGGUUGGACUUCAACUAUGCAUGUUCUCCUUAGCCUUCAUAUAUCUGCAUAAAUGGGAAUCCUAGUGAGAAAAAUACUUGGAAGUUUCUGAAUGUAUGUAUCAUAUCUUUACACUCAUUAAUUUAUAUAAACGUGUUCUUGAGUCACGUCUGAAGCAGCUUUAUUUUUUAAAACCAGGCACUUUUAGCCAGGUAUACUUAAAACUGUUGUAGUUGUGGUUUUCGUACAGCUUUCGAUUUUAAAUUUAACACUUGCACAUAUAUAAAUAUAUGGAAUAUUUCAACAUAAGCUUGAUUUUUCUCCCCUGCCCCUUCAAAUAUAUGAUUUCCUUGUUAUGUAUAAAUGUCUCUCAGAUUCUUUGUGUUUCUGUAAAUGAAGCAGUUUUUAAAAAUAAAGUUUUUUGCUAAA
Messenger RNA from Stegodyphus dumicola, 6239 nucleotides. Its product is annotated as transcriptional repressor p66-beta-like. Lineage: Eukaryota; Metazoa; Arthropoda; Arachnida; Araneae; Eresidae. Gene Ontology annotation, cellular component: NuRD complex. The record is from RefSeq and is a predicted model, not a curated record. Gene Ontology annotation, biological process: negative regulation of transcription by RNA polymerase II.